Messenger RNA from Trichoplusia ni (cabbage looper), 1973 nucleotides. RefSeq lists its product as uncharacterized. Lineage: Eukaryota; Metazoa; Arthropoda; Insecta; Lepidoptera; Noctuidae. The record is from RefSeq and is a predicted model, not a curated record. The transcript has 4 exons. Bases 241 to 1107 code for a protein of 288 amino acids.
CGCGCGCGCACGCAUUCGCCCGCACGCGCCGAUCGCACGCAUGCACGCACGCACGCGUUCUCAAGUGUGAUGCAGUGAUUCUUUACAUUGUGAUACAUCCUAUUGCUACGUGUGAUAACACUGCUUAAAUAUUUUUUUGAUCGCCAGAUAGCUGUGUCUGAGAUCCACUCAAGAUUCGGAACGAUUCAACACACAACGUUGACAAUACGACAACGAAUUUAAAUACACAAGACUGAAAAAAUGGAAUACUCAAGAAUCAUGCUGCUAGCCGUAGUAUUGCUGGCGAUGGCGAGCCACAGUCAGGGCGCUCCGCGGAGAUCGCGAGCAGCCGCCUUGCAGACAGAGGAACCCACCACUGUCCGUGAGAACAAACUACAGGACGAGUUCAAGGAAGUCACCACCACCACAGAAGCACCAAUCACCAGUAGAAGGAACAAAGCCCUCAACCUCUUCGGCUUCUAUCCUUCCUUCCUAUCGUCCGGUAUAGACUACAACGAAGACGACGAUGACAUCAACUUCACAGUAAACGAUGACAACUUCGAAGAAGAGGAUCUUUCCCGAACGAUCCCCACGAGACGCCGACAGCAGAACAAGAAGAAAAACGGCAACGGAGACUAUCAGAAUGGUAACAUGAACUCUCUGCAAUACGAAAACUCGCCUAUCUUCUACAUCAGGCUGCCUCCCACACCUUACAUGUUUGUACCUGGUUUGGGAUACGUGUCUCAGCCCCCGAGUCUCGGACCUCCAAUGGCACCAAUGCUGCCCCAGCCUCCCCAAGUCGCCGACCCGUUCAUAAACCUCCCUAUCGACUUCGUGUCCAAUGGAAAACCAACUGGAGUAUACCAAUGGAGUGGUGCCCCUGCUUACCCACAAAUGCCCUCCGUCGAUCCAUUCGGAUACGGACCUCAACCUAUGAUGCCACAAAGGCCAAGUUACAAUGUACCGUCAUACUCGCCACCCAAACCCAAACCUACUCCAUCAAACUCAAAGAUAACGAACCUUAAAGGUCAAUAUGUGUUCAACGGGAAGCCAGGAGACAGCGUGUACGUCAUGCGAGACACAUAUAAUUCUAUUUACUCGGACGCGCUCCAAAACUUCUACCCCUAAAGCCUGAGACGUGUAGGAUAGGAUUGUGUCUGGCUCGUAUCGAGCUGUUGUAAUUAACGAAUAUCGAGGGACCAACAUGCGGACAAAAAUAAGUAAAAGGAAAGUUAAUAACAAAGUCGAUGAUCAAUAAUUAUAAUUAAGCGAAGGAAAGUUAAUUAUCCCUCACAUGGAAGAUAACGACUUUAAAUGAAAUCUUAUAAACAAUUAUACACUGUAGCGUGAGGAUCCAAUAACUAUAACUGCCAAUUGUUGCAAUUACUUGCCAAGUAAAAAGACGAGUCGAUGACGGCUCGAAGAGUUAUGUGUAAGAUCUGCCACUUAAUGGACUUACGAAAACGGAUAUGAAUUAUACCGAAAGGAAUUUGACGGUGUAUAUUCAUUGAAACAUGUUUUAUUCAUCUAUUUAUUAUUCUAGAAAAAACAUUGUAUGUCACUAAAAUUGUAUUUAUUACCUAGGCGUUGGCAACCAAAAUACAAAAAGUUGUUUUAUAUUUAUAAAAAUAAAUUCUUAAGAGCCAAUUAACACUAAAAGAGCUGCGCCGGUAGCGUCUUUAUAUUAAAAAUAAUUUAAAAUCUUACUACUUGAGAGUUACAGUCCAAACUUAUUUGGAUGCAAAGCACAGCUUGGCUGAACAGCGACUUGCUGCUGCUACCCUUUCAGUGGUGAUUGGCCUUAAUAAAGUUUGUGAAAACCGUAAAACUGUAUGCAAUGAAUUCUAAUGGAACUUGUGAUGCCUAUCCUAGUUAUAUUUAAUUAGUCUUAUAAGAACGUACAAGCUUAUGGCCUUUAUCUUCGCUCUUAAAAUUAACAUAAUUUAAAAAUAGGAUUAAGAGGCUUGAACAUUACGAUCGAUUUGUAGACAAAA